GCUUAGCAUCACACGGUGAGUCCCGCUAGAGUAUAAACAAGUGCCGUGCUGGGUUUGGCAUCCGCGGCAACACCCACGACACAGCUCAACCUGGAGAACUCAUUCUGCUGCAGAGACUUGCAGAGACCAAGCUGCGGUGGGAUGGAGAAGUGGCUGGUGCUGGUCCUCGCCGGCGCCUUGCUGGCUUGCGUGUCAGAGUCCUCCCCGAUUCUGAAGGAAAAGGAAGCCAAGCAGCUCCUGAGGUCCCGGAGAUAUGACAGGCCCAGCAAACCUGGAUUCCCCGACGAGCCCAUGCGAGAGUACAUGUACCACCUCCUGGUCCUGGAGCAUCGCGCAGAGGAGCAGUUCUUGGAGCACUGGCUGAACCCUCACUGCAAGCCCCACUGUGACAGGAACAAGGUGUAUCCGGUGUAGGGCUCUCGGCCUCUAGUCACUUUUGAUAGGCAAUGACCUGAAUGAUGCUAAAACAGGACAAAGCUCUUUCUUCCAUUCGAAUUUAAGCUGUGGAGGCCGGAUGUCUGCAGGAAGAUGUGGACUUCGUGGACGUGCCGAAAGUUGCCUCCAGGAUGGGUGGCAAAUAUAUAUUCUGCUUCAUUUUACUAAUCUGCAUAAAUCAUUGAAACUAAUAGCUUCCACGAAUAACCCCAAAGGUUUUCCUACUGGUUUAUAAGUGUGGGCACAGUCUGAGUCUUGGAGUGGGUGGAACUGGGAGAGCUCUGAGGAUCUUGAGGAAGUCUGGCUCAGACAAGUGAGGUGUGCUACUUGGGGCUGCUGGGAUUUGGUUGUCUAUACUUUCUUCUCUUUUGGCAUUAAUAAAUGUUGGUGUUAAGUUUGCUUUU
Molecule: messenger RNA, 839 nt
Organism: Cavia porcellus (domestic guinea pig)
Lineage: Eukaryota; Metazoa; Chordata; Mammalia; Rodentia; Caviidae
Gene: CUNH17orf67
Product: chromosome unknown C17orf67 homolog
Exons: 4
Coding region: 142-414 (90 amino acids)
Source: RefSeq, a predicted model, not a curated record